UAUUCACAAGUAGAAUGCUGUGGAAUGAUUAUGCCGCACUGCUUCCGUUCUUGAGCCACGAAUUGGUGUACUCUAUUUUUGUUGACUGUCAAUCAACUAGCCAACACGCUGGGCUCCUUGCCUUGGCCAUAGCUGUGGCCGUAGUCAAGCUUGGGGCAACCUAGCCUCCGAGCCCGCAAAAACACAGCCUUCGAGAUCGAAAUACAUGUUACUGAUAAGCAGCCGUCGCUGCAGCGUUGAAUUACACGCGACGCAUAUUAUAAAACGUAUAAUAUAUCAAAUAAAUAUUUUUUUCAUAAAUUUUUAAGUAUCAGGUUUGCCAACAAAAUUUACUUUUGCCUUCACCAAAUUUGACGAAAUCGGAGAUAUAGCAAGCAACCAUGACAGCUUGCUUUUGUUUAUGAGUGGUUAUAAAUGGAGGGCGCAACAUACGAAAUGCACGUGCGUGGUUAUUUUUGUGAAGGUAUGUCCCACAUUUUGAUAAAGUGGGUGGCGGAGGAAAAAUGGGAUGUGUAUCCCGUCCGCGCACUCGCCGACACGAAUGUCGGUUAUAGGCUUGUGGCCCAGGAGGGCGCCAUAAAAAAGUUGCGGGGCAGCAUCCAGGACGUCUUUUGGGAGGAAGGCCAACCAGCGGCCCCGGCGAUCCUUCUCAACAGCGGGAGCCCGCAAGCCCUUGAAAAAAAGAGGUCGCGGCUUGUCGCUGGUGCGGGCGCAAGCAUUUCAACGGCAGAAGGGAAUGGGGCUUGCAGCGAAUGUGGGAUGCAAGUGCACCAGCUGAAAGAGGAAAAUGAAGCCUUGAAGGCUGAAAUCCAAAGCCUGAAGAGGCUUCAGGAGGAGCACAGCUAUCUUACUGAAGCUGGCAAGAUGGUGAAGAGGCUGAAGAGGAUCCUCAACAAUGUUGAGAAGAAGCAAGACGAUCCCGUAAUUGCUUGCACAAAGGUUGACAUAGGAGGCGGGACGCUAAUUGACAAGAGUGUGCUGGAGCAGCUCAGCCGGGCCUGUGACAGUGGCAGUGGCCCUGGCAAAUUUGCCAGGGCACUUUUGCGCCACAUCUUCACUGACGCUGAGCUCCGCGGCAAGUCUCUCUUUGGGGGCAAGGGCUGUCAUCGGGGCGAGGCUGUUCAGAAGGAGGCCCUUGACACUGUACGUGUUGAGGCUGUGAUAGGAUACACCUGCUCAAAGUUUCCUGGGGCCAGUGUGCCAUACAUCAAAAAUAGCCUUUCCUCGCUUCUUUCGCGAGAAAUAAAAUAAGUAAAAGCCUACCUUUUCUUACGCUGUCUUGUUUGUUACUGUUGGCUGCACUUCAUAUUGAGCCUCAGUAAGCAUUAUCUUAUUACAUUAAGUCAUUACAUUGAGAACUAAAUGCAAUAACAACUUCAUAAAGAUACAGUGCGACACAAUGAACAGCAAAAAAAUGCAAUGAAGACCCCAUGAAAAAACAAUACAAUGAAAAUCCAAUGAAGACCCCGUAGAAAAACAACACAACAAUAAUACAAUAGAUUUACAACAGAAUCACGGUGGCCACUUUUCCAUGACUGUACAACAAAUCCUCCAUGAAACAUCAAUGGAACUUCUACAAUUUUUCUGUUGUUGGUGCCAUGAAAUAUCAAUGGAAAUUCGAUGGUUUUCCA
Dermacentor silvarum is the source of this 1631-nucleotide messenger RNA. RefSeq lists its product as uncharacterized. NCBI's taxonomy places the organism in Eukaryota, Metazoa, Arthropoda, Arachnida, Ixodida, Ixodidae. The record is from RefSeq and is a predicted model, not a curated record. The coding region runs from base 415 to 1251 and encodes 278 amino acids. Gene Ontology annotation, molecular function: DNA binding. The transcript is spliced from 6 exons.